Lucilia cuprina (Australian sheep blowfly) is the source of this 773-nucleotide messenger RNA. RefSeq lists its product as uncharacterized. The transcript is spliced from 4 exons. The record is from RefSeq and is a predicted model, not a curated record. Lineage: Eukaryota; Metazoa; Arthropoda; Insecta; Diptera; Calliphoridae. Bases 130 to 636 code for a protein of 168 amino acids.
AAAAUUUCAAUCAAUAGUCGGCAUUCAGCAUUUCAUUAACGAACACAAUUUUUAUUUUACAAAAAAUUCGUUCCGUUUUGCGUUGAAAAUUAAAUUAAGAAUAUAAAUAUAAAGAAAACUGUUUAAAAAAUGAAGUGGUGUUGUAGUCGUUAUACUUCGGGAAUCGUCAUUGGUUCCAUUUAUAUUGUGGGCAGCAUAACCUUUUUGAUUUUUGCAUGUUUGGCCUAUCUGGAAUACAAGGAUGCUGUUGAUGAUGAAUAUCAUCAUUGGGAAAAGUUAAAAGCUGAAGCUAUCAAAACAAUGAUCAUAUGUGGCAUAGCAGCUUUAAUAUCAGCUCUAUUUAUAGUGGCCAUUGCUAAGAGAUACGAAUACUUAAUACUACCCUGGCUAAUACUGGGCAUAUUUUGUUUCUACGAAACAUGUGUUAACAUGUAUUGGUGGUUUAUUGGUGCCGCAAUGGGUGGUGCUUCUGUCAUAACAUUUUUAAUACUUCUUCUCAUAGCAGUAUUGGCAUUUGGUUCACAAAUUGCCAUUUUUAUCUUUAGUUGUUCUCUGUUCAAGCAAAUACAUCAGGAAAAUAAGGAUAAUGCAGUGCUUCAAUUAUCCGAUCCCUUGGCAGAUAGAUCUUUUAUUUGAAUUACUGAGAAAAAUGCGUUUUAAUAUUUAUAUAUCUUUUUAUUUCCACUAUAUAUAAUGUUAUGUUUAUAUUUAAUUUCAUACUCUUUUACAUAAAAUUAUAUUAAAUAUAUUUAAAUAUAAAAAUUUUUAAAUAA